AUCUUGAUCAGUUUCGGGUCGGGAACUAGGUCGACGACGACUGCUGGGCUCAAUGUCCGGCAGUACCAUGGACCGGUGGGUGGAUCGAGCGUGGUCCAACAUCAUGGGGGUGUUCGGACGGUCAACGUUGUCGCCGGCUCCAACGGUGCCGUUGGCACGACGGGCUUCGGCAUCGCAGUCCCCGUCGAUAUCGUGCACCGAUCCCCGUUGUCGGCGGUCCAUGCCUUCGUCGUCACACAGCCGUCGCCCGCACAGUCGCAACACAAGCACUCCAAUGCCGUCGUCCUUGAUUCAACUGCCGCGAUGCGACGAGUUCCAAACGUUGCGCACCUAUGACAUUGAUCGCUCGGUGCAUCAUGCAAGGCGGUACCCUCGGUUCACAUUCGUCAUGGACGAGCACCCGAUCCGAUCGUUGGAGCCUACGAUCGGUCCCACCACGGGAACAUUACUCCAUCUUGUCGCUCAUCUCGUGGAGCAGGUCGACCGCGCCAUCACCGCCGGCGAAAUCACCACCACCGACCACGGACGGAAUUGGAUCAAUCGGUUACAUGCCCAAAUCCUUGUCUCCCUUCACGGACCAUCGCGUCUGGGGAACGGCCCUUCGUCCGCGGCCGCCGUCCGCGACAUCCACACCGCGUUGCAAGCGCAGCUCGACUCGCGCGACAUUGUCUUGGUCGCCAUUUGGCAAGACUGGUAUGCCCUCGAAUGGCGGCGCAUUUUGCACUUGGCUUCCAUGUCCAAGCCGCCAUCCUUGUCCGCGUUGCCACCCACUCGACCAAAGAAGCUUCUCGUUCUGGACUUGGAUCGAACGUUGUGGUUCCGGUCGUAUCGCCCCUUUGACACGGCAGACUUUGUCGCAGUUUACCAACUGCCCCAAACUCAAGUGACCAGCUCCAUCUACGUGUCCAUCCGCCCGGGCGCGCAGUUUCUCUUGGACUCUGUCGCACCAUUUUACGACAUUGCCGUGUUUACAGCCAGCGACCGCAAAUGCACGGACGACCUGGUCGACUUGCUCGAUGUCAAGCGGUUGAUUCAGUAUCGGUUGUAUCGUGAUAUUUGCACCACAGACACCACCAACACGAAUGUCUUGCGCAAAGACUUGAGCGUCACAGGUCGCCCUGUCACAGACGUCAUCGUCGUAGACGACAACCCUAUCGCAUGGACGGGAUGGUUGGCCAACACCGUUGUUUGCAAACCAUAUAUCGGAAGCAAUCGCGAUGUCGAAAUGUACAGCCUCACACACAAGCUGUUGGCGUUGUACGAUGUCGCAGACGUUCGCGUCCAUGUUGCCCCCCUGUCGACUUCCACCUCCCAAGUAGCUUAAAACCUUUCGCCGAGGGUAUGCUGCAGUUGCAUAAGUGCUUGGUGCAGCCCCGCCAGACCAUUUUGUGACGAUGAAGGCGAUUUGGUUUUGACGACGUGGAUGUCGUGGGCAAUAACGACAAUGGCGAUUACGACCGCGAUCAAGUUGCCCGCGGCCAUGAUGAAGAAGGGCGCGGUGGGCUGCCACCCAUCAAAGAGGUACCCGCCGAGUUUCGAAGCGACCAUGAUGCCCACAGUGCCCGAGAACGAAUACGCGCCGGAAAUGGCGCCGCGGAGGUGGCUCGGGAUCGCUUUCGACGUCACGACCGACAGCGACGACACGAUGAUCGCCAUUUCGCCAACCCCGACCAGCACCACGACUGCAAACAGAACGUUCGCCAACGGAUUCGGGCACAUGAACAGCCACAAGUACGAGACCAAGCCGAGGACGGUAGCUAAGAGCACCACCAGCGGCCGGUACAGCUUGUCCCCGAGCCAUCCAAAGAACGGGGCAGCCACCAUGGCGGCGGUCUGCGCGACGCCGCUCAAGAUGGACGCGCGGAUGUAAGCAUCCCGGCAGUCGGUCUUGAUCGUCUCCGAGUCGGCGGCAUUCGCAGACGCGCACAUGUUGUUGUCCACGUAGUACUUGUAUACCCAUAACGGCAGGAAGAUGGUAAUGAUGAUCGUGUUGCCUCGCGCGAGAAAUCCACCAAAGUACCCCUACAACAUGGGUGAGAAGCAAACGUGAAGAAGAAGGUUUCUGUCGUCAGACGUACAAGUAGGACUUUGCCAUCUUUCGCGGCCGCGUACCCGGCGCGAAGGCCCGCAAGGAACGACACUUGCUUUGAUGUGGCUUGGGAACCAGUGGAUGGGGAUGACGAGGCGGUAGUGUCGUCGUCGGUGGCGUACAUGAGCGUGGUGGACAUGGGAUUCGUUAACUGUUUGGGGCGCAAGGCAAAAAACAAAAACACACCAAAUAACGCGCAAAUGGCCGCGACGACGCUAUAGGUCACUCGCAGUCCCUGGACUUGAUCCGCGUACUUGGCGGGCAUGCGCAGGAACACAAACACGGCGACGAGGGCGCCGAUGCCCGACAUGAGCCCGACGAGGCCGCUCACUUUGCCGCGAUCCUUUUCGGACGAGUAGUCGGCCAGCACCGCCGUGAGCAUGGACGAUGUGGCCGCGCCCCCAAAGGCAAAGAUUCCGCGGAACAAGAUCAAGUCUGGGGACAGCGACGACGCAAACGGAUACAGGACUAGCCCAAUGCCCAUAAUGACAAAGCCCGAGCUGUAGAUACCGCGGCGCCCCCAUCGAUCGCUGAGGACACCCCACACCGACACCAUCACGAGAGAGAUGCACUCGUCAAAGAGUGUGAGGUUCCCAGAGAUGUUGCCAAUCACGUCCAAGUUGAUGUGCAAGAUUUGAUUCAGGACAAACCCUUGCGUGGAACUGAGGAACACAAACAUGCAAAUCGCAAGCCCCGAGGCCAAGAUGAACGCAAUGAAGUUGAGCGACGUCACAUGCUCUUUCACCGCCACGACCUUCAUGAACUUCCACGUCCGAGACUCGGCCGUCGUGUACAUGGUUGC
Molecule: messenger RNA, 2891 nt
Organism: Aphanomyces astaci
Lineage: Eukaryota; Oomycota; Saprolegniomycetes; Saprolegniales; Verrucalvaceae
Exons: 7
Coding region: 53-1324 (423 amino acids)
Molecular function (GO): phosphoprotein phosphatase activity
Source: RefSeq, a predicted model, not a curated record